AUGGCGCCAACACUCGUAUCAAAUUCAUUUCUUCUAAUUACAACUCCCCAUUCAAAAUUAGGAUUCGAAAGUCGAAGGAGGCUUACGGUGUUCUCCAAGAAAGGUGGAUCCUUCCCGCCAUUCCGGCUAGGGAAAACUGCUGAUACCUCUGAAGAAAGCCAAGAAGGGAAUUCGAGCAAUUCGAAUCCUUUUCGGUUCAACUUUGGGAAUUUACCUGAUGUAAAGUCUUUGGUUCCAGCAGUGAUCAAUCCGUCUUCGGGCUUGAGUUUGGGAAGCCAAAGGCGUAAAGAACCUGGAAUGGUGUUUGUAGCUGGUGCUACUGGGCUAGCUGGAAUACGCAUUGCCCAAACACUUCUUCGGGACGGGUUUAGUGUGAGAGCUGGUGUUCCAGACCUUGGUGCUGCACAAGAGUUGGCCCUGUUGGCCUCCAAAUAUAAGAUAAUAUCUAACAGCGAAUCGAAGCGCCUGAAUGCUGUAGAAUCCAAAUACCAAGAUGCAGAAUCAAUUGCGAAAGCAAUAGGAAAUGCUAGCAAAGUUGUAGUCACCAUAGGUCCAGAAGAGAAUGGUCCGGGUGCAGAGGUAAGCACCGCAGAUGCAUUGCAAGUAAUUCAGGCUGCACAACUGGCAAAUGUUGGUCAUGUGGCAAUAGUAUAUGAUGAAUCCUCACUAACUGCCUCCACCUACAAUGUGCUCGAUGGGGUCUCUUCUUUCUUCAAUAAUCUCUUCUCAAGAUCUCAACCCUUGACAUUGACAGAAGUUCUGCAAAAGCUAGUCGAGACUGAUGUUGCCUAUACCCUCAUAAAGACCAAGCUAACAGAAGAUUUUUCGCCUGAGAGUUCCUAUAACAUUGUAGUUUCAGCUGAGAGAAGUACUGCAGCGAACGACUACAAAGUUGCAAAGUCACGAAUAGCAGCACUAGUGGCAGAUGUCUUCUCCAAUACAGCAGUGACAGAAAAUAAGGUUGUGGAGGUUUUCACUGAUCCAUCAGCACCCUCAAAGACUAUUGAUGAACUUUUUGGUGCCAUUCCAGAGGAUGGAAGACGGAAGGCUUAUGCAGAAGCACUUGCAAAAACUCAAGCUGAGGAGGAAGCUCUUAAAGCAUCUGAGCGUGCUCGUGCAGCUGCAGAAGCAGCAAAGAAGCUUGAAAAAGAGGUGAAAAAGCUGGAAAAACAAGAAGCUACGGCUGCCAAUCUUGCUGAAGAGGCCCAAAAGAAGGCAGAAGCUGCAGGAGCAUCAGUUGAAAGCCUCUUGGACAAAGCAAAAGGCGUUAGUUCUGGGAUCUCUUGGGAGAAUUUGAGCUCACAGCUUAAAUCAGUUGUUGAAAAGUCGUCUGAGGAAUCAAAAGUGCAGAUUGCCACAAUCAGGGGACAGGCCAAAGCCUGGUCUCUGCCUUCCCAGAAGGCGGUGGUAAAAAACCCAGCACCAAAGCCAAAAUCUUCUUUCUUAAAACAAAAGGAGGUUCCAAAGCCAAAAGCAAAAGAACCAGAGUCCAAGACAGAAGUAAGGAAGGUGUUUGGCGGUUUAUUCAAGCAAGAGACAAUCUAUGUUGAUGAUGACUAA
Molecule: messenger RNA, 1560 nt
Organism: Fraxinus pennsylvanica
Lineage: Eukaryota; Viridiplantae; Streptophyta; Magnoliopsida; Lamiales; Oleaceae
Source: the annotation of a GenBank genome assembly